AUGGUGACCUCCUGCUCCACCAGCCCCGCGAGCCCCGUCGCCCGGGCCAGGGGCCGGGACAACGACCAGAACCUCCGCGCCCCGAUAAAGAAGAGCCGGCGCCUGCGUCUCCGAAGGAAGCAAUUGCUGCAGCCCCUGUGUUCGCGCCCGCUUCCUGGAGACUCAGGCAUUUGCGACCUGUUCGAGUCGCCCAGUUCGGGCUCGGACGGCACAGACAGCCCCGCGGCAUCAGCGUCCCGGGGCUCCAGCCCCUGGCUUGGCUCUGCCCAGCAGUGGGCACAGCUAGACCUGCUGACCUUCCGCGACUAUGGCCAGAGCUGCUACAUCUUCCACAAGGCCCGGGAGAGCCACUUCCACCCGCAGGAACCGCUGGCUCAGCAGCCACAAGUGACUGCGGAAUCCCGCUGUAAGCUGCUCAGCUGGCUGAUUCCCGUGCAUCGCCAGUUCGGCCUUUCCUUCGAGUCGCUGUGCUUGACGGUGAACACCCUGGACCGGUUCCUCGCCACCACACCAGUGGCUUCAGAUUGCUUCCAGCUGCUAGGAGUCACGUCUCUACUCAUCGCUUGCAAACAGGUGGAGGUGCACCCGCCGCGCGUGAAGCAGCUCCUGGCGCUGUGCUGUGGCGCCUUCUCGCGGCAGCAACUCUGCAACCUCGAGUGCAUCGUGCUGCAUAAACUGCACUUCAGCCUGGGCGCGCCCACCAUCAGCUUCUUCCUGGAGCAUUACACGCACGCGCGCGUGGACGAAGGGCAAAUCGAGGUCUCCCAAGCUCUGGAGUCGCAAGCCCUGGCUCAGGUGGUGGCGGAGCUGAGCCUAGCGGACUAUGCCUUUACCAGCUACGCCCCCUCCCUGCUGGCCAUCUGCUGUCUGGCGCUGGCUGACCGCCUGCUGCGGCUCCCGAGCCCAGUGGACCUGCUCCUGGGCGGGCACCCUGAAGCGGCGCUGCGGGAAUGCCUGGACAAGCUGCAGCUGCUGGUGACCAUCAAUGAAACCUCCCUGACGCAUAUGCUGCCUUUCCAGAUCUUUGAGAAGUGCAGCCUGUCCCCCAGCUUAAAAUAA
Elephantulus edwardii (Cape elephant shrew) is the source of this 1059-nucleotide messenger RNA. It is a transcript of the gene CCNO, whose product is annotated as cyclin O. The transcript has 3 exons. NCBI's taxonomy places the organism in Eukaryota, Metazoa, Chordata, Mammalia, Macroscelidea, Macroscelididae. Gene Ontology annotation, cellular component: centrosome; cytoplasm; cyclin-dependent protein kinase holoenzyme complex. Gene Ontology annotation, biological process: regulation of cyclin-dependent protein serine/threonine kinase activity; mitotic cell cycle phase transition. The record is from RefSeq and is a predicted model, not a curated record. Gene Ontology annotation, molecular function: cyclin-dependent protein serine/threonine kinase regulator activity. The coding region runs from base 1 to 1059 and encodes 352 amino acids.